GGGGUCUCCCAACGCUCAAGCUCCCAAAGCAAUAAGCGGCCCACCAACUCGAGCCCUUGUCGGCGCUGCAGGGCAUAUCUGCUGGGACCACGCCAACCGCUAUUACCUCGACUUUUUCCUGUCCAUUCUGCUCACACACUUUCAUCAAUUGCUCUCUGCGGCUGCACCACCACAUCGUGUUGCAGACCCGUAUCGCCUAUUCUCUCCCCACCCCCCCCGGCUCAGUAACCCAACCGCUCGUCUAGCGCCGCAUCCUGCAGCAGUCUAACCAAGUACCGAGCUCCAGCUCCAUCAGCCCUGUUCCGCCUCUCCUUCUCAUUCUUUCCUCUUGAACAGCAUUCUGAAUCUGCCAUUGUGUCUCUCCCUCCUCCCAUCUGACCCCACCACACAUUCACAAUGGCCUCGGGAGCGCGAGACGUGCAGAACCACGUCCUGUUCGAGGUUGCGACCGAAGUCGCAAACAGAGUCGGCGGCAUCUACUCGGUCCUCAAGUCAAAGGCCCAAGUCACCACAGCAGAGUAUGGCGCUGCGUAUACUCUGCUCGGCCCUUGGAAUAGGGCUUCGGCCGCUGUCGAAGUAGAACCCAUUGUUCCCAAAGACCCUGCUCUGGUGGCCACGAUCAAGUCUAUGGACGAGCGGGGCGUCAAGACGCUAUACGGAAGAUGGCUGAUUGACGGUGCCCCGCGCGUGCUCCUCUUUGACACUGGCACUGGCUACAGGUGGCUCGAUGAGUGGAAGGGCGACCUCUGGUCUUCUACAGGCAUUCCUUCGCCUCCUGGCGAUUCCGAGACCAACGAGGCCAUUGUCUUUGGCUACCUCAUUGCUUGGUUUUUGGGCGAGUAUGUCUACCAUGAGAAGCAGCGAGCCGUCAUUGUUCAGUUCCACGAGUGGCUGGCAGGUGUUGCAGUGCCCCUUUGCAAGAAGCGCCGCAUCGACGUGACUACCAUUUUCACAACCCACGCCACACUUCUCGGUCGCUACCUUUGCGCUGGCUCAGUCGACUUUUACAACAAUCUGCAAUACUUUGAUGUGGAUGCCGAAGCAGGAAAGCGGGGUAUCUACCAUCGUUACUGCAUUGAGCGGGCUGCCACGCACGCUGCCGACGUCUUCACAACCGUGUCCCACAUCACUGCCUAUGAAAGCGAGCAUCUCUUGAAGCGCAAGCCUGACGGUGUAUUGCCCAACGGUCUCAAUGUCAAGAAGUUUUCUGCGACGCACGAGUUCCAGAACUUGCACCAGCAGGCAAAGGUCAAGAUUAACGACUUUGUGCGUGGACAUUUCUACGGUCACAAUGACUUUGAUCCCGAGAAUACCCUCUACUUCUUCACAGCUGGUCGCUACGAGUACCGGAAUAAGGGCGUAGACAUGUUUAUCGAAUCACUGGCACGACUGAACCACAAGAUGAAGAGCGAGAACUCCAAUAUGACGGUAGUUGCUUUUAUCAUUCUGCCCGCACAGACUACAUCUCUUUCGGUCGACUCGCUCAAGGGACAGGCAGUCAUCAAGGCGCUCCACGACAGUGUGAACAACAUUGCCGAGAAUGUGGCCAAGAAGCUAUUUGAGCGCUCCCUGACUUGGACAGAGGGCUCUGAGCUCCCUGAAGACAAGGACUUGAUCACACCUGCUGAUAAGAUUCUGCUCCGCCGAAGGUUGUUCGCCAUGAAGCGCCAUAACCUGCCACCUAUUGUCACCCACAACAUGGUCAACGAUGCCGAAGACCCUGUGCUGAACCAACUGCGUCGCUGCCAGCUCUUCAACCACCCCUCGGACCGCGUCAAGGUUGUUUUCCACCCAGAGUUUUUGAACUCGGCCAACCCAGUGUUGCCUAUGGACUACGACGACUUUGUCCGUGGAACCCAUCUUGGUGUGUUCUCGUCUUACUACGAGCCAUGGGGCUACACUCCAGCCGAGUGCACUGUCAUGGGUGUUCCAAGUAUCACAACAAAUCUGUCUGGUUUUGGUUGCUACAUGGAGGAGCUGAUUGAAAAUGCUCAAGACUAUGGUAUCUACAUUGUAGAUCGAAGAAUGAAGGGCGUAGACGACUCAGUCAACCAGCUCGUCGACUACAUGUUUGAAUUCACAAAGAAGAGCAAGCGCCAGCGUAUCAACCAGAGGAAUCGGACAGAGCGUCUCAGUGACCUACUCGACUGGAAACGCAUGGGUUUGGAGUAUGUCAAGGCUCGACAACUGGCACUCCGACGAGCAUACCCUGCGGCGUAUGAGGACGAUGAGGAGCCCGACUUCUUCAACUCGCAAGACGUUAAGAUUUCUCGGCCCCUAUCCGAGCCUGGAUCGCCGCGUGAGCGCUCGGGUAUGAUGACGCCUGGUGACUUUGCCUCGCUGCAAGAAGGCCGUGAGGGACUGAGCACUGAGGACUACAUUGCGUGGAAGCUUCCUGAAGAGGAAGAGGCCGACGACUUUACUUUCCCGCUUACCCUGAAGACCAAGAGCAAACCCAACUCUGGCGCAACCACACCUACUCUGCCUACGGCGGUAAAUGGAACUGACUAGACGUCUAUUGUUGUUUUUUUAAUUUACCAAGUACAAUGACGAAUGUGUACGAAAUAAAGGGAAAUUGCAUUGAACGUGUCCAUUCUUCUCAUGUCCGUGGUUUUUUGAUUUAAAAGACGCGAAAUGGAUGCAUUUAUUUCAAGGUAGGAGGUGAAGAGAAGUUGUGUGCAAGUAUGUUGCAUGUAGUAGUGUUUUGAUAGCAAACGUCGUACGAAUUUAGUCAUCACUCUUAUAUGUGAUUGCGAGAUGCUAGCUCUGCGCCC
Molecule: messenger RNA, 2774 nt
Organism: Bipolaris sorokiniana ND90Pr
Lineage: Eukaryota; Fungi; Ascomycota; Dothideomycetes; Pleosporales; Pleosporaceae
Product: glycosyltransferase family 3 protein
Exons: 5
Coding region: 397-2511 (704 amino acids)
Biological process (GO): glycogen biosynthetic process
Cellular component (GO): cytoplasm
Molecular function (GO): alpha-1,4-glucan glucosyltransferase (UDP-glucose donor) activity
Source: RefSeq, a predicted model, not a curated record